Messenger RNA from Podarcis lilfordi (Lilford's wall lizard), 9710 nucleotides. Lineage: Eukaryota; Metazoa; Chordata; Lepidosauria; Squamata; Lacertidae. The record is from the annotation of a GenBank genome assembly.
ACUUCCUGUUCCGCUUCCCAUGGGAAAGUGGCCUUUGAAUUUUCCCACGAGCAGAUAAUCAGGGCUCGGAAGGACUUUUCCGUUGGCUGCGAAAGAACCAGGCAAGUGGGAAGGGCGGAGGGGAAGGGAGGGUGUGCUGGGCCUCGAAUGGGCUCCAUGGCAGGCAGAAGUGCAACUGGGGAAGCUUUUCCCUGCCGUGGGGCUGGGGAGGAGAGGGAAGGCUGGGAAAACAUCCUUGGUUGGAAAUCUGCCUGCCAGGUAGGGGAGAGCGGCAGAAAAACGAGGAGCCCUUCGAUUUUUUUUGUUUGUUUUUUUUGGAUGAUACACACUUCAAGUGGAGCAGAGAGCGAGUCUUUGUGCAGAAUGAGGGGGUGGCAAUCUGGAUCCACAAGAGCAUCUUUCCUGUAGACAUAGGUAUAGUCUGUUUAUUACACCAGUGGUUUCCAAACUUCCCACCCCCUACCACCCAGUGGACCACUUGAAUACUGCUGAUGGAGGACCACCUCAAUUAUUUUUCUGCUUUUUGUAGCAAAUGUAAUGCCCUGACGUCCUGACGAUUUUUAGUUAUAUUUUUAUUGCUUCUUUUGUUUCUUGUGUUGCACUUGAUCCUACUCCAAUUUGCAUUCCAUAGAGUUCAGGCAGAAACUUCCACAACUCCUCCACACUGCCCAAUAGAUAGCUCAGUCAACAGAGCAUGAGACUCUUGAUCCCAAGGUCGUGGGUUCAGGAAAAAUAUUCCCGCAGAGCAGCGGGUUGGACUGGAUGACCCUCUAGGUCCCUUUUGACUCUACAAUCCCACGAUUCUAUGACUCUGUGGCUACCAGGCUGGUGCCUUAAUGCAAGGCUCCCCCUACUCUGGCAGGUAGCCUUCAGCCAAAGAAGAUUUCCAGCUCCAAUUUUUCUUUUCUCCCUUCAACAGCACAGCCGUCGCCCCAGUCAGCAUCUCGGAGGGGAGCGAGAGAAUGGCCCGCCUCCUGCCGGACCUCUGCAAAGAAACCCAGCUGGCAGAGAGUGGCUUGUGGGGCAGCGACAAAGUCAGCUGCUUGAAGGUGAAGGAGGAGGUUCUAGAGGAAGAGCCAGCCAGCUCAGAGGCGCAGCGACAGCACUUCCGGCAGUUCGGCUACCAGGAGAACGAGGGGCCAAGGGAGGUGUGCAACCAGCUCUGGGAGCUGUGCAACCUGUGGCUGAAGCCCGAGAGGCACACCAAGGAGCAGAUCCUGGAGCUGGUGGUGCUGGAGCAGUUCCUGGCUGUCCUGCCAGCGGAGGUGCAGAACUGGGUCAGGGAUGUGGAGCCGGAGAACUGUUCCCAGGCGGUGGCCCUGGUGGAGGACUUCCUGCUGCGGCAGCAAAAGGACGAGAGGCAGGAAGAGCUGGUGAGGAUGUUAGGAAGGACCCAGGAAGAGGUCAGGCCAAAGGGGCUCCUUCUGGCCCACCAUCUUGUUUCCCACAGUGGCCAAACAGAUGCUCCAGUGGGAAGCCCCUGAGCGAGACCUGCUUGCGACAGCAUCUCUCCCCACCUGAAGCCUCCAACAAGUGAUACUCAGAAGCACACUGUCUUGCACUAAUGCAUGAAGUGGACCAUCGAUGGCUACUAGCAUGGUGGUUCUGCUCUGUCUCCACAGUUGGAAGUGGUAACACUUCUGAAUAAGAAUAGUAAGAAUAAUAAGAAUAAUAAACGGCCUCGGUCCAGUAUAUCUGGAGUGUCUCCACCCCCAUUGUUCUACCCGGACACUGAGGUCCAGCACUGAGGGUCUUCUGGCAGUUCCUCCCUGCGAGAAGCCAUGUUACAGGGAACCAGGCAGAGGCCUUCUCGGUAGUGGCACCCGCCCUGUGGAACGCCCUCCCACCAGAUGUCAAAGAGAACAACUACCAGACUUUUAGAAGACAUCUGAAGGCAGACCUGUUUAGGGAAGCUUUUAAUGUUUGAUGCAUUACUAUAUUUUUAGAUUUUGUUGGAAACCGCCCAGAGUGGCUAGGGAAGCCCAGCCAGAUGGGUGGGGUAUAAAUAAUAAUAAUAAUAAUAAUAAUAAUAAUAAUUAUUAUUAUUUACACCCAGCCACUCUGGGUGGCUCCCAACAGAAUAUUAAAAACACAAUAAAACAUCAAACAUUAAAAACUUCCCUAAACAGGGCUGCCCUAAGAUGUCUCCUAAAAGUCAGAUAGUUGUUUAUUUCCUUCACAUCUAAUGGAAUGGCGUUCCACAGGGCGGGUGCCACCACCGAGAAGGCCCUUUCCCUGGUUCGCUUCUCGCAGGGAGGGAACCGCCAGAAGGCCCUCGGCACUGGACCUCAGUGUCCAGGCUGAACGAUGGGGGUGGAGACGCUCCUUCAGAUAUACUGGGCCGAGGCCGUUUAGUGCUUUAAAGGUCAACACCAACACUUUGAAUUUGCUCAGAAACGUACUGGGAGCCAAUGUAGGUCUUUCAGGACUGGUGUUAUGUGGUCUCGGCGGCCGCUCCCAGUCACCAGUCUAGCUGCCGCAUUUUGGAUCAUCGUGAUGAAGCCAGAUUCUAUCAGUUUGAGGAAAACAGGUGGGAUUAAAAUGCAAUGAAUAAAUAAAAUAAGUUUGUAUCUGCAGGUGGUGCAGUGACUGGUUGGGUCUCUAAAGGGAGAGGUGAUUUUUCAGGUAUCCAGGUCCCAAGCUUUCUAGGGCUCACUCAAACCAGCCCCUUGAACUCGCCAGCAACCAGCCUUGCCUCCUUUCAACGUCCUGUGCUCUUGUUUCAGAUGUUGGGCCCGUUCAAAGAGGAGGCUGCUCAUUUCCCCACCGCUGAAGACGCUUCCUCAGACACCUGGCGGAGGGUCAUCUUAGGGGAGAUGAAGCAGGAGGAGGAGGAGGACGACGACAGAGACACAGCCUUGUUGGGUGAGGACUCCUCUUUCUAUGGUGUUUAGAGUGUGAGUGACUCAUGUAUUGGUGUUUUAAAGAGGUGUGAGGUCAGGCAGUGGUGAUAUGAGUGAGAUGUUGCCUUGCUUGAGCAAUUCUAAAUUAUACAGCCUUGCAAUGCUCUCUCAUUUUAUUUAUCUGUAUGUGGUGUUUAUUAUUAUUAUUAUUAUUAUUAUUAUUAUUAUUAUUAUUAGAAUUUAUAUACUGCCCUAUAUCCGGAGGUCUCAGGGUGGUUCACAUAAAAAGAUCACAGUAUAUAAAAUCAAAACAGAAACAAUAACCCAAAAAUACUCCGGUUCAAAUCCCUGCGAUGGGGUAAGCUCCCGUUGCUCUGUCCCAGCUCCUGCCAACCUAGCAGUUCAAAAGCACACCAGCGCAAGUAGAUAAUUAGGUACUGCUGCGGCGGGAAGGUAAACAGCGUUUCCGUGCGCGGUGGUUUCCGUCACGGUGUCCCAUUGCGCCAGAAGCAGUUUAGUCCUGCUGGCCACAUGACCCAGAAAGCUGUCUGUGGACAAACGCCGGCUCCCUCGGCCUGAAAGAGAGAUGAGCGUUGUACCUCAUAGUCAUCUUUGACUGGAAUUUUAACUUUCCAGUGGUCCUUUACCUUUUACCUUUACCUUUACCUUUUACCUCACAGUAGCCAGUCAGAUGCCUCAACAGGCAGUGUGUACUUUGUUUUGUUUUUUGGAUGAAAAAAUUCUUUAUUGAAAUUCAUUAAUGUCAUUACAGAUUUAACUUCACACAUACACAUACAUACUAAUAUACAGUGGUGCCUCACAAGACGAAAUUAAUUCGUUCUGCGAGUUUUUUCGUCUUGCGAGUUUUUUCGUCUUGCGAAGCACGGUUUCCAUUUUUUCAAAAAAUCUUCAAAAACCUCAAAAAAGGCUACCACACCGCGUGCUAUGAGUUGCUCCUCGAAGUCAAGUCGCAACUGCACCUCUUCAAGCAAUGCACCCUGUAUUACUGUAACGGUUUUAAGAAAAAGGAAACAAACUUGCAAGACGUUUCCGUCUUGCGAAGCAAGCCCAUAGGGAAAUUCGUCUCGCGAAGCAACUCAAAAAACCAAAAACUCUUUCAUCUUGCGAGUUUUUCGUCUUGCGAGGCAUUCGUCUUGCGAGGCAUUCGUCUUGCGAGAUACCACUGUGUGUGUGUGUGUGUGUGUGUGUGUCUAUAUAUACAUAUAUAUAUACAUAUAUAUAUAUAUAUAUUCUUAAAUUAGUUUAACUUAGAAUGUUAAUUUGACCAUCUAAUUCCACUUAGAUAUCAGCUAAGCUAUAAUCAUAUAAUGGUACAUAAAACAAAACAAAACAAAACAAAACAAAACAACAAACUGAAGUAAAAUAAAUAUAUACUUCCCAUCAUUUCCCGAUAUAGUUGACAUUUGUGAUUUUGAAUGUGCCUAUAAUUAUUACCUUACGUUUAAUAUAAUUUCUAAUACUUUCUUACAACCUAGCAUACCGAUUUUCCUAUAUUUCUUAAUAUUUUAUGUACACAAGCAAUAGAUAAUAUGUCACUGUUGUUUUUUUUUGUAAGUCUCUCUUAAACAUUUCCCAUUUUUGAGAAAAUAAUUGUUUGGCGUUACCUCUUAACCUAUUUGUUAGUUGAGCCAUUUCCACAUAGACUAAUACAGUCAUACCUCAAGUUGAAGUAGCUUCGGGAUGAAUAUUUUCGGGUUGUGCUCCGCGGCGACCCGGAAGUAACGGAGCAUGUACGGGACCGCCUCUCCUGGUAUGCCCCACAGAGGAACCUACGGUCUGCAAAUAAAAACAUCCUGAAGGUCCCAGGCCUCAGAGAGGUUAGGCUGGCCUCAACUAGAGCCAGGGCUUUUCGGCUGCGGCUCCAAUCUGGUGGAACGCUCUGUCACAAGAGACUAGGGCCCUGCGGGACCUGACAUCUUUCCGCAAGGCCUGCAAGACAGAGUUGUUCCACCAGGCCUUUGGUCAGGGCCCAGCAUGACUCCCUCCUCUGGCAACCUGCACAGAAUUUUGCUUAACGGUUGCCAUUAAUUUGAUUUUAAUUAAUUUUUAUAAUGAAAUGUUUUUAGAAUGUUGGAUUAUUUGAUUGUUUGAUUAUUUGAUUGUUGUUAGCCACCCUGAGCCCGGCUUCGGCUGGGGAGGGCGGGAUAUAAAUAAAAUUUAUUAUUAUUAUUAUUAUUAUUCUGGGUUUUGCCGCUCAUGCAUGCGCAGACGCUGAAAAUGACGUCACGCGCAUGUGCGGAAGCGCCGAAGCACGAUCCGCACAUGCACAGGUGCGUCUUACGUUUACUUCAGGAUGUGAACGGGGCUCCGGAACGGAUCCCAUUCGUAUCCAGAGGUACCACUGUAAUUCAUUGGCAGAAUGACUUGCGUUUUGAUUUCCUUCUUUCCGGCAGCUUCCGAGAGAGUGUGCGGGGAGGACGACCCAGACCGUUCCACAGAUCCAAGGCCUCACGAGGUGCUUUUGGGGAUUGCCGAGUGGAACAGUCCCGAUCCAGGGGAAGCCUCCGAGAGCCUGCCGGGAAGCCACCCGGAGAACAGGAGGGACAAACUGGUUUGCGGGCCACAGGGCUACCAGCCAGCCAAGGGAGGAGUGGCUGUGCAGCCGCGGAUCCAAGAUGAGCGCCUGAAAAAGUGCCCGGAAUGCGGGAAGGGCUUUGUGUGGCGGUCGGAGCUGAUAGAGCACCAGCGCUCGCACACCGGGGAGAGGCCCUACUCCUGCUCGUACUGCGGGAAGAGCUUCAGCCGCAAGUCGUACAUCAUCAAGCACGAGAGGAUCCACACGGGGGAGAAGCCCUAUAUCUGCUCGCACUGCGGCAAGGGCUUCAUCUCCAAGUCAGACCUGAUCAAGCACGAGAGGACCCACACGGGAGAGAAGCCCUACAUCUGCCCCGACUGUGGCAGGAGCUUCAGCAGGAAGCAGUUCCUCGUCACCCACCGCAGGACCCACACGGGCGAGAAGCCCUACAAGUGCUCCGAGUGCGGGAAGAGCUUCAGCCAGAGGACUUGCCUGGUCAUCCAUGAGAGGGCCCACACCGGGGAGAAGCCUUUCAAAUGCCUGGUGUGUGGGAAGAGCUUCGGCCGCAGGGACAUCCUCAUGACCCACCAGAAACUGCACACCCGUGAGAAGGCCUUCCAGUGCGCUGACUGGUUGUGAAGCUGCCCUUUUGCCCAAUUCCGUAUGCUCUUCGGAGUUCAUAACUGUACAAUGGUACCUCUGGAUGUGAACGGGAUCCGUUCCGGAGCCCCGUUCGUAUCCUGAGUAGAACGUAACACGCAUCUGAGCGUGCAUGGGUCGUGUUUCGCCGCUUCCGCGCAUGCGCACGACAUCGUUUUGAGCAUCUGCGCAUGCACGAGCAGGAAAACCCGGAAGUAACGCGCUCCGUUACUUCUGGGUCGCCGCGGACCGUAAACUGAAAAAGCUCAACCCGAAGCAUAUUUAACCCGAGGUAUGACUGUAUAUAUUGUGGAAUUGGGUGUUGGUUUUUUUAACAUGAAGGUUUUGCAUAGAAGAAGCCUUACGGAGGGCUGCUUAACAAGCUUCCUCCCACACACACCUUUUAAAGUAUUUGAUGGCUUCUUUUGUACAUCGGGAAAAUGUAAUGUGUGAAUUAAGUAAACAAGUGUGUUCUACAGGUAAUCAGGAAAGUAAGGCUUACCAGAGAGACCUAAGAUUGGUUAUAGGUCUCGGUUAAAUGCACAUUUAGUGGUGACCCACUGGGUUUCAGUAAUGGGCUGGUUCAGAUGCCAAAUCCGUUGGACGUAUCCCAGAGGUUCCCAAACUUAUUUGGCCUAUCUCCCGCUUUUCAGGGAAAAAAUAUACUCAGCGCCGUCCUGCACCGGAAAUCUAUCUUCUAAUUUAAACAAACAGACAGAAAGAUGCAGUGAAAACUGGAUGAAGAGAUGGACUAGGACCCGGGAUUAAAAACUCAUGGGAGGGCGGACCAGAGUGAAGCCUGCGGGCUCCGUCCGAUCCGCCCCAGGAGCCGGGCUGACACCGUAGCUCACUUGCCAUUGGCCAAAUAGGCAGGCAAGCUGUGAUCCAUUUCUUGGGCCUGGGUGAAGCCAAAAAGGGGUCACCGACACCUGGGAAAGCCCCUCAUGACCACCGGAUCCAGGGGAGGGGUUGUCACCGUCCUGCAAUGGUGCCCAACGUGGCAGUAAGCAUCAUUACACAACAGAUGAAAUGUGUAUGAACAGUUUUUCAAAAUUUUCUUCUUUCCCUAUGCUUCCACAGCCCCUCUGUUUUUAUUCAUGGUCCCCAAUUGCACCUCUGCAUCAUUCCAGCAACCCCCAGGGGGCAGUAUAGACCACAGUAGGAAACACUGAUGUAAUCUGUGGAGUUCUGUGUAGAGAAACUAAUGAUAAUAAUAAUAAUAAUAGUUUAUUAUUUAUACCCCGCCCAUCUGGCUGGGUUUCCCUAGCCACUCUGGGCAGCUUCCAACUGAGUAUUAAAAACAAUACAGCAUCAGACAUUAAAAAUUUCCUUAAUGAACCUAGAUCAUUAGCUGUGUCCAUUAGUUCAGUAGGUCUACUGUCAGUGGGACCAGCCUUGGAUACAACCCUUGACAUGGCCAUCUUUGGUGCUGAGCGCUGCCACCUUGUGAGCUUGGAUCCAGAACAGUCCUGCUGGAUGGGGCCCAUCUAGUCCAGCAUCCUGUUCUCACAGUGGCCAACAAGGUCCGCCAAUGGGAAGCCUGCAGGCGCAACACCACUAGCCUCCGUGAUUUAGAGCAACUGGUGUUCAGAAGAAUAUACUGCCCCCGGCUGUGGAUGUACAACAUAGCCGUCUAACUAGAUUCCUGCUUUCUCACUUCCUGCUUUGGACAAACCACCGUUUAAGUAGGUUUCCUGUUUCCUGCUAACCACAGUUUGGUGGUUAGUGUGUAAAAAGACUCUGGUUUUCCUGCAUCGGGAAGUCAGGAAGGGAAUUGGAGAUAAGUCAGCCUGAGCUACUGACCCAAGGACAUGUUUGUUUGUUUUUUAUAAUGCAGAAACCGUUGUGUUGAAUGGCCCUAAGAGAAAUCAGCUCAUGGCAAUAUUCACUCUGGCAAGCAACCUUUGGCCAGGAGGAUCUGAAGAACCUCCUUUUGUGAUGUUGUGUGUGCCUAAGGGUGCUCUGCACUUGGAUGGCAAUCCUACCUCCCUGUUAUAUCAGUGCUGGAUUUGAAACCAAAAGGUGUCUUUUAAAAAGGCAAAAAAGCUGUAUGGUACUUUAAAAAAGCAUGGUGUGCAAGGAUUUCCUUGCAGAAAAUGAACAGAAGCUUCUGGAAAGGAAUUUAGGUCUUACUGUUCCAUCAGCGCAAGCAUUUCAGCUUGCCAGACUGAAUGAUCCUUCUUCUUUGUCCCCCAAACCAGUUCUGGGGGAGAAGGGGGAGCCCCAUUGUGCUAUUUGAAGUCCUUACACGAGCUUCUCUUUGGGGGCACUUGUCAGCUGAAUCCCUUUCUCACUGCCUCACGUUUGUGCCAAACCAUGGUUUACAAUCCAAACCAUCCUUCAGAAUUGCUUGUUUGCUGCCAUUUUCGGCUUGCUGAAACUCUCCCUGUUGGGGGUCGUAGCACAAACCAUGGUUUACAAAUCCGUUUCAAGCCACGGUUUCUGAUCUUGAUUUGCAAGCUGACUGUAACCAUGGUUUGUUUGGUUCAUAACACUAAACCAAACCUUAGUUAACCUUCCACUACCAUGUUUUUGGGUGGCCUCUGUAUUUGAGGCCCUGUAUGAAUAAGCAGUGAGGUGUGCCUAACAUAGCUCAGCCUUGUACUUUGACCACUUUCCUGGUGGGCCUUGGUAGCCAGGAAUUCCAUGUGUGUGAAUGGGUUUGCAGAAAGGUGGGCUGCUUAGAUGCCAGUCUGUUUGGUAAAAGGCUCUUUGUCUUUUACAGUGGUACCUCGGGUUAAGUACCGCAUUUUUCGCUCUACAGGACAUGGAGCGAAUGCAGGCUUUCGCUGAAGCCUGGAGAGUGGGAGGGGUCGGUGCACACCGACCCGUCUUGCUCUCCAGGCUUCAGGAAGCUAUCCGCAAGCCUUCGGAGUGCGCAACCUCGCCACCGCUCCCAGACCCGUUCUGGGGGCUGGGGGAAGCUCAGGCUUCCCCCGCCCCAGCCCUGCGACUAAAAAUGAAGCCAAGGAUCCCGCUCGCUGUCUUGGCUUCUUUGCUUUUUGGGGCUGGGGGGGGGAUUUCUUUAUUUCCCCCCCUAAAAUCUAGGUGCGCCCUAUGGUCCAGUGCGCCCUAUAGAGCGAAAAAUACGGUCCUUAAUUUGUUCCAGAGGUCCGUUCUUAACCUGAAACUGUUCUUAACCUGAAGCACCACUUUAGCUAAUGGAGCCUCCUGCUGCUGCUGUGCUGCCGGAGCACGAUUUCUGUUCUCAUCCUGAAGCAAAGUUCUUAACCCAAGGUACUAUUUCUGGGUUAGCGGAGUUUGUAACCUGAAGCGUCUGUAACCCAAGGUACCACUGUAUUACUUGCCUGCUAACAGGCUACAAUCCUUCACCCCUCUUUUAUUCAGCCAACAUGAAAACACAAGCUAACUAGCCUCUUGGCAAGUUAGUGGUUUUGAGGAGCAGGUUUUAUAAGCCCUUUUAAUAGGUUUCUUCCAAAUUCUUGCAUUUCUCAUAUAUUCCCACCCCAAAAAAGACUUAACACAGCAAAACAAACACGAUAACAUCAGAAUGCCUGAUAAAUAUUAGGCUGACUGUUAAGAAUCUUUCCAAAAUGUCAUCUUAAAAAUGUGACCUGUUUUUAGAUUGUGAGCCUGAGAGGCAGGCAACCCACUCCCCUUUUAAUCUCGAUAUAGCACAACGUCUAGUGUUGCUUUGUAGGUUCUCGAUGAAAUAAAUAAGUAGAUACGUU